AAGCGCUCGCGCUCAGAGAAACUGAGAGAGAGAGAGAAGGAGAGGUAGAGAGGUAGAGAGAGAGAGAGAGAGAGAGGAGCGGAUCCGCUCGGAGUUCUGGUCCUGGUUCUGGUUCUGGUUCCGGUUCUGCUAUGGCUGAUCUGAUCCACCUCCACGAUUCUUCCGCCGCGCUCGCGAACCGCUUCGCCCGUAAAGGCGCCCUGCGGCAGAAGAACGUGCACGAGGUGAAGAACCACAAAUUCAUCGCGCGCUUCUUCAAGCAGCCCACCUUCUGCAGCCACUGCACCGACUUCAUCUGGGGAUUUGGCAAGCAAGGAUUCCAGUGCCAAGUGUGCUGUUUCGUGGUGCACAAAAGGUGCCAUGAGUUUGUCUCAUUCUCCUGUCCAGGAGCCGACAAGGGUCCAGACACAGACGACCCGAGAAGCAAGCACAAGUUCAAGAUCCACUCUUACGGCAGCCCAACGUUCUGCGAUCACUGUGGCUCUCUGCUGUACGGACUCAUCCACCAAGGGAUGAAAUGUGACACCUGUGAUAUGAAUGUACAUAAGCAGUGUGUGAUGAAUGUGCCAAGCCUGUGCGGUACGGACCACACCGAACGCAGGGGACGCCUCUACCUCAAGAUCGAGGUCAGCGGAGACAGACUCCACAUCACAGUUGGAGAAGCGCGAAACUUAAUUCCCAUGGACCCAAACGGACUUUCAGACCCGUACGUCAAACUGAAACUGAUCCCGGACCCCAAAAACGAGACCAAGCAGAAAACCAGGACCAUCCGCUCCUCCCUCAACCCCACCUGGAACGAGUCCUUCACAUUUAAACUAAAGGCUGCAGAUAAAGAACGGAGAUUGUCGAUAGAGGUGUGGGAUUGGGACAGAACCACCAGAAAUGACUUCAUGGGCUCGAUGUCGUUCGGAGUGUCGGAGCUGAUUAAAGCACCAGUGAGUGGCUGGUAUAAGAUGCUGAAUCAGGAGGAGGGCGAGUACUAUAACGUUCCCAUUCCUGAAGUGGACGACAUUAACCUGGAGUUACGGCAGAAGUUUGAGGCCUGUCAGCUAAAUAUCCACUUCUUAAAGAAAGCUAAACUGGGUCCAGGAAAGAAGGUGAUCACGCCAUCAGACCACCGGCGCUUCAGCCUCCCCUCCAGCAACAUGGACCGAGUCCGGCUCAACGACUUCCACUUCCUGGCCCUGCUGGGGAAGGGCAGCUUCGGCAAGGUGAUGCUGGCGGAGAUGAAGUCUACAGAAGAGCUGUACGCCAUCAAGAUCCUGAAGAAGGACGUGGUGAUCCAGGAUGAUGAUGUGGAGUGUACCAUGGUGGAGAAGAGGGUUCUGGCUCUGAGAGAUAAACCGCCCUUCCUCACCCAGCUCCACUCCUGCUUCCAGACUAUCGACCGGUUGUAUUUUGUGAUGGAGUAUAUUAACGGAGGGGAUCUGAUGUAUCACAUUCAGCAAGUGGGAAAGUUUAAAGAGCCUCAGGCAGUGUUCUACGCUGCUGAAAUCGCUGUGGGUCUAUUUUUCCUACAUAGGAAGGGAAUCAUAUACAGAGAUCUGAAGCUGGAUAACGUGAUGCUGGACUCGGAGGGUCACAUUAAAAUCGCGGAUUUCGGCAUGUGUAAGGAGAGCAUGUACGAGGGCAUGACCACGCGCACCUUCUGCGGCACUCCGGACUACAUAGCACCUGAGAUCAUCGCGUAUCAGCCGUACGGUAAAUCGGUGGACUGGUGGGCGUACGGCGUGCUGCUGUACGAGAUGCUGGCCGGUCAGCCUCCGUUUGACGGCGAAGACGAGGACGAGCUGUUCCAGUCCAUCAUGGAGCACAACGUCUCCUACCCCAAAUCCAUGACUAAAGAAGCCGUUUCCAUCUGUAAAGGGUUGAUGACGAAACACCCGUCUAAGAGGCUUGGCUGUGGUCCAGAAGGAGAGCGAGACAUUAAGGAGCAGGCCUUUUUCCGCAGGAUCGACUGGGACCGACUGGCCAACAGAGAGAUCCAGCCCCCAUUCAAACCCAAAGUAUGUGGAAAAGCUGCGGAGAACUUCGAUAAGUUCUUCACGCGUACCCAGCCCAUGCUGACUCCGCCAGACCAGCUAGUCAUUGCCAACAUCGAUCAGAGCGAGUUCGCCGGCUUCUCCUUCAUCAACCCUCAGUUCCUCCACCCCACCGUCCACGGCAGCGUGGUAUGAGGACCUGACGCACCACCCAAACCCCAAAACUCCAAAACCCCAUAUCUCCAAACUCCAGAACUCCACAGUGCAGCGGGCGAUGGCCUCCGCCCCUCUACCGACUCUAUAAACCCGUCGAUACUGAUAAACACUGACAACCCUUUACCAGAGCGGACUGGAGCGGAGGCCCAGCGCACGGGGGAGGGACUCCUCGGGCCGAACGGAGCGAAAGCAUCACUAAAGCAACAGCGAGCAUGUUUCUACUGUAUGUCUGUGUGACGCAACAUAUUUAAUCGUACGUGGCAGCGUUUCGUAAGUUCACCAUCAAAGGUACGAAGGCUUUACAGCACUGACUGACACCAUGCAACAACAUCGCACCCUGAUAAAGGAGAACUCCAGUGUGGAAUUGACUUUUGUUGUAGUAAAACAUGAUAAAAAGUACUUACAGUACCUUUCUUCAAUAGCACCCCUCCACUCUCCAGCAGCUUUCUGAGAUCCAGUAUUUUUGGGCUUUAACGGGACAUAUUUGGCCCCUGCAGAUAAAUCACUUUUUACAUCGUUAUUUAGACUCAAAGUAGCUUCACACCUCAUUGGUAGAAUCUGGAGAGCUCUGACAUUUAAAACAAGGCAUGUAGAAGUUUAGUUAAAAAAAACACUGUUGUGUGAAGAUACAAAGUUGGACAAAGAAACUGAAACACCUGGUUUUAGAGCACAGUAAUUGAUUGUGGUGACGGACAGUUCUGGUGGAAACAGGAGAGUUGAGGUGCACAUUGAAUUCUGCGUGAUUUGAUCAGCCGUGGUUUUAUGUUUUUUGGAUACAAUCCGGGUUAGCACCCGAACAUCCCUUUCAGACAGCUUCCUCUUACAGCGUCCACAGUUAAUCCUGUUGGAUGUGGUUGGUGCUUCUUGGUGGUAUGCUGACAUUACCCUGGAUACCGUGGCUCUUGAUGCAUCACAAAGACUUGCUGUCUUGGUCACAGAUGCUCCAGCAAGACGUGCACCAACAAUUUGUCCUCUUUUGAACUCUGGUAUGUCACCCAUAAUGUUAUAGUGUGCAUUGCAAUAUUUAGAGCAGAACUGUGGUCUUACUCUGCUAAUUGAACCUUCACACUCUGCUCUUACUGCUGCAAUGUGCAAUUAAUGAAGAUUGAACACCAGGCUGCUCCAAUUUAGACAUGAAACCUAAAAUCCCACACUAAAAUGAUGACAGGUGUUUCAGUUUCAUUGUAAAAUAUGCCUCAUUAAAACCCAGUCUAAAUCCUUUUUGGACAAAGUAGACAAAAUUACUGGAUCUCGGGAAGCUGCUGGAGAGUGGAGGUGGGAUAUUUAACAUAGGUUAGCACUCUUUAUCAAGUUUUACUACAACAAAAGUCAGUUUCACACCGUAAUUAGUUUGAUUGAUCAAUCGCAGUGACUGUAUAUAAGCAUGGACACUGUGGUUCAAUUGUGUCAAUGCCAUUCCUAUUUCUAUUCUAUAGAAAUUAAGCCGCAACUGUUCGAUAUCUUGGCAAAUUUGCAACCAGAGCUCUCCUAGAGUCUCAGCCCGCCUUCAUUGAGUUUACAUUAGAACAGAAGCAGAGCAGAGUUUUCGACUAUAUUCCCAAUUACUCCAGUUGCACUGCAAAAAAAUCUGUUGGCAAAACUAGAGAAAAUAUAUGUAAAUUGAGACGCAAAUGCCUAAAUGAAGCAAAAAAUCUGCCAAUAGGGUGAGCAGAUUUUUUUGUUAGGAAGAUUUCUUAAAAUGAGCAAUCACAAAGUCUCAACAUGAGUAAAGUAAGACGUAAAUCAAGCCAAAAUUCCUUAUUUUGUGGGUUAAAUUUAUACAGAAAAAUCAGAAUAACUUGGCUCGUGACUUUUUGUGCCUAUUUUGAGUUUAAAUUACUUAAAACGAGGUGAAAAUUCUAAAUAAGACUGAAUUAGAUUAUUAUUCAAAAAAUUAGUAAAGCAAUCUUACACAAAACGAUGCUUAUUAAGUCAAAAAAUCUUAUCAGAGAAAAAAUAUAAGAUUUAUUGCCUUGAAAUUAUAUUAUUUCACUUGCUAAGAUUUAGUUUUUUGCAGUGUAUGGAUAGCAAAUAUAUGUCUCAACAGUUAAAAUGCUGUUUAUUAUUAAGUAUUUUGUUAAGAUUUCUGGGGGAAAAAAUUAAAUUUGGUAACAUUAGCACAGAGAAAACUAGCUGUGGUCAUGCAUCAUACUGCAACCAGCCAGCAGGGGCGCUAGACCAAUAGACCUGUAGACAUAUCGACUUUUGGUGAAUUAACUUUUGAAUUCACGAUGUUGAGAGACGUUAAGUUUUUGUCCAUGCUUAUAUACACUCAUUAAUCAGUACCGUCAUUUAUUAUUUUCGCAAUAUAUAACAUUAAAUUAAGCAGUCUUUGCGUUAAAAAGUCGAUAAUUGAUUGACAGUUGAUUUGCUGAUUGAUUAAACAGCGUAUCAGCUAGUCCUGAAGCAGAAUUGGUUGUAAUUGGUCAGUGUUGUAAACCCUGUGUACAGUAUGGGAUAGUCCAGUAAUUGUAAUAUAACAUUAAUAUUAAUAUUAAUAUUAAAAUGCUGGCACGUUUUCAUCAUGGACCCCCGGCACCCUCCUCCACAUCCUCACCAUCCCCCGGUGUGCAGCAGCAGCAGCAGCAGCAGCAUGUUGACAUGAAACAGGUUUUUGUGUCUCACCCAUGUUCCUUCCCUCUUAUCUACUGCCAUUUCUAAACUUCUGCAGAUAUAAAUCCAUAAAUAUAUACACUAUAUAGGCAAAAGUAUUGGGACACCCGCUAAAUAAUUGUUUAAUUGGAUGUUAAGGGUAUUAAUAAGAGUUUAUUCAUAUUGGAUUUGAUUGAAUUCAGCGAUAAUUAAAUUAAAUUUGUAUUUAAACUGCAUUUUUAAGAUGUUUUUGAGUAUUGGAUAGAGCGCCAUCAUUCCCCAGCUAAAAGUAUUUGGUUAAAAGAACAUUUUCUCAAGGUAUAGUAGACCUACUAGUUUCUCCCUGAGUCUCAGCCCGCCUUCAUUGAGUUUUCAGUGCAUUUUUAUACAGUAUUAUAUUCCCAUUUCCUCCAGAAAUACUAAACCAUUUACAUUUCCAUUAAAUUACAGCAUAAAGCUCAGCAUAGAACUAUUGUUUAACUGGAAGUUAAGGGCAUUAAUACGAGUUUAUCCUGCUUGGAAUUGAUUGCAUUCAGUGAUAAUUAUAUCAAAUUUGCAUUAAAACUGCUUUGUUGGGAAGUAUUGGAUAGUUGGAACUUAAAUGGUGAAAUAAUUGUUAAUGCAACCAACAGCACAUUGAUCACCACAUGAUCAAUAAUAGUGUUAUUGCUAAUUAGCUAACUAUUAUCUAACAGCUCGUCUACAAUUUUCCAGCUACAGUAUUUGAGGUAAUGCAGGCGAUUCUAGGCAAGGUUGUCUGCCAAUCACUUUAUCAGUUUAUCCUCCUAUAAGUGUAGCUCCGACGUGGAUGAUAAACACACAGACUACAGUCCGAUAUACUCAUCUCUGAAUGGCGAAAGAGCUAGUGCUUAGCGCAGUUAGCAGCUAAUGCUAAUGCUGCUCCAGCAGUGCUAUCUGGGGUUAGCAGCAGGCGACAGGCCAGUAAUACUCACCUCUGGAAGGCCAAAGAGCUAGCGUUUCGCAUGGUGCGGUUAGCGGCUAAUGCUAAUACUGCUCCAGUCUUAGAGCUGGAGAAACUUUACUGAAACUCCUGUAUAACUCUGUACUUCAGUGUAUAAGGAGCAUGGGAUCCUUCCCUACAAAUGUUAUAAUGUUAGCUGGACCACUAUACUAUAUAUUGGAAUUAGCAUGGUGUAGUCCUAAUCUAUUGGCAGUAAUUUUUUACACCAUCUAUACAAGCUAGGAGUCUACACAUUUCUUUUUGCACAUCUAUGUCAGCAAUGGAUGCAACAUUUAUUAGACUGGGUGUCCACAAACUUCUGGACAUAUAGUGUAUAUACAUACAGUAAAUAUACAUAGAUAUAUAUAGAUAUAUAUUUGUAAAUUUUCAAAAAAAGUAUGAUAUAUUGUUAUAGGAGUGCCAAAAUAUAAUAAAGUGCAUUGAAAGGUUUUAUAAUUCCCAGUUAAAUAUAUAUAUAUAUAUAUAUAUAUAUAUAAAUAUAUAUAUAUGCAUAAAGCUGAAUUUCCUACUUUCCUAAGCUCUUUAAUGGAUGUUUUCUGUUAUCUGACUCAGACUCUCUUGCACCGUUCUGUUUCCCGCUAGUUUUGUUAGCGUAGCGGUUAUUUAACUUUACGUUGUGUUUCUGAUGAACCACUGGAAGCUGUUGUUUGCGGCAGCAGCCGGCAUGCCAUACACUGUAUAUUCAAGGCUAUAAUAAUUACUAUAAUAAUAAGGAACUAAAGUUAAAUAAAGGGCAUAAGGUAAAUACAUAUUAAAGUAAAUAGCUUGUGUGCAUGAUUAGCCUUAUAGCACAGCCUGUUAGCUUGGUUCAUACUGACUGCAACAAAGUACUGAGGCUACGUUCACACUGCAGGUGAAAUAAACUGGUUUAAAUCUGAUGUCAUCACCAAACUUAUGUUUAUUAUCUUGAUUAUGAGUAUGAUUAUCUUUAUAAUGUGAUCUAGAGCUCUGUAAAAACAUUUCUCCCAAAUUCUAAAUAAAAAUAUUCUCAUUUAGAGCAUUUAUUUACAGAAAAUGAGAAAUGGCUGAAAUAACAAAAAAGAUGCAGAAUUUUCAGACCUCAAAUAAUGCAAAGAAAACAAGUUCAUAUUCAUAAAGUUUUAAGAGUUCAGAAAUAAUCAAUAUUUGGUGGAAUAAUCCUGGUGGUUUUUAAUCACAGUUUUUUUUCAUGCAUCUUGGCAUCAUGUUCUCCUCCACCAGUCUUACACACUGCUUUUGGAUAACUUUAUGCUGCUUUACUCCUGGUGUAAAAAUUCAAGCAGUUCAGUUUGGUGGUUUGAUGGCUUGUGAUCAUCCAUCUUCCUCUUGAUUAUAUUCCAGAGGAUUUUAAUUUAGUAAAAUCAAAGAAACUCAUCAUUUUUAAAGUGCUCUCUAUUUUUUUUUCCAAAGCUGUAUUUCUGCUUUUCUAAUGUCUGUAGCUGAGCUUAUAACUGAUAAUGCUUUACAGCUCACUGUAAAAGGUCUAAAAAAGGUCUAUGUGUAUUGCCACGCCCACUUUUUUAAAACUAAUUUUAUAUUUAGAAUAAGUGUUGCAUCAAAAGCCAUCUAAUUAGUUAGUUUUAACAAUCAGUCCAAAUAUUUAUUUAGGUCUGAAACCACACUGAACCCCUUCCUCACUGCUGUUGUCCAUUUUCUUUCUUUCUGAUUGAAGUAAUAAAAUUAGAUAAAAAAAUAAUCAGUUUUGGGCCACUUUUAUCUGCAGUGUGAAGAAAGCCUGUGAUAAAUCUGUUGUGAUGCAGUGGAUGUUUAAUGCAGAAAUGCUCAGCUGUGAUGAUCUUGUUCUGCCAAUUCCGAUAAAUGUGAAAAGAUCAAAUAUAUUACAUGAAAAAGUUGAAAGAAACAUGUUUUUGAUUUGAUUCAUUGAGGCUGCUUCUCAAAAUGACUAAUUUUAGACUUUUAGAAGCUUUUUGACUUUUAAGAAUUGUAUUUUAAAUGAAUGCUUACACUACCAUUCAAAUGUUUGGAAUAUUAAAUAUAUUUGCAAUUUAAAUGGACCCUAGAAACUGUUUUUACUUUGGUAGAGUUUAACCCUUUUAGACCUGAAUUACUUCCAAUGAUGGACACAAAUCUGAGAAUGCACAGAAAAGAAGAUUCUAAUAAUACUCUACUAUAACACAUAACACAUAAAACACAUAACACAUUAAUCCAAUGAACUACAAUUUUUUUAUACUUUUAAUUAAUAUUUCCGUUGCAUUUGAAGCCUGUGUGUAAUAUAUUAUAUUUCAUAUUGACCUCUUUAUAAAAAAAAAUACAAACUGGAAUAAUUGUAAAAAAGUCUGAAAAGCUAUGCUAUGCUAGGCUAUGCUAGGCUACACCAUUUUGUUAAAUUUUAUUUGUUUUAUCGUUUUUGUUAUACCAUCAUGUUAAAAGCUAUGUUUUGCUUUUUGUUGUUCUUUUUUAGUUAAACUAACAAACAAAAAGACUUUUAAAGAGUUAAAUUUUUUUUUUUUUUUUUAAUAGACUAGGCUACGCUAGGCUAGGUUAUGCUACGCUAGGCUAGGCUAGGCCAUGUGUCAAUGGUCUGUUUUGGUGCUGCAAAACAAUAAAGUUAAUAAAAUGCAGAGCUUUUCAUGAUUUUUUAAAUCUAAAAACCUCCCGUAAAUGAAAAAUCAUAAUAACAGGGUUGUAAAUAAGCAUGUAAAGCAACAUCUGAGCCUUUUUCUUCCAAAACAAUAUCACAUGUCACUCUCCAGUGAAAAACUAGUAUCUCCAUUGUUUGUUUAUUUUUGUUUGGUUUAGUUUUUAAUUUAUUUUCACUGUAUUAAAAUUUAUUGAUGAACAAACCAAGAGAAAUACUUAAAAAUGACCCAAAAUAAACUCUUUUACAUUGACUCAUUAAAUGUUACCUAGGUGUUAUAUUUAUAAGUUGCCACUUUAAAGAUAAUUGGUUUCAUUGGACAGUGAUGAUAUGCACUGAUUAUACAGCAAAGACGUGCUUAAACACUCAGUAAACACGCAAUUGAUUGAUACUUUAAUAUUUCUAGUUACAAUAAAUAAUGAUAAUAAAUUAUGCAAUGUGCUUUUUAUGAAAUGUUGAUUAUAACUAUAACAUUUCUGAGAAAAGUUUUUUUUUUUUUUUU
Messenger RNA from Astyanax mexicanus (Mexican tetra), 8852 nucleotides. It is a transcript of the gene prkcab, whose product is annotated as protein kinase C, alpha, b. Bases 132 to 2177 code for a protein of 681 amino acids. The record is from RefSeq and is a predicted model, not a curated record. Gene Ontology annotation, molecular function: ATP binding; zinc ion binding; diacylglycerol-dependent serine/threonine kinase activity. Gene Ontology annotation, biological process: protein phosphorylation. Lineage: Eukaryota; Metazoa; Chordata; Actinopteri; Characiformes; Acestrorhamphidae. The transcript has 18 exons.